Molecule: messenger RNA, 3426 nt
Organism: Naegleria gruberi
Lineage: Eukaryota; Heterolobosea; Eutetramitea; Acrasida; Naegleriidae
Exons: 1
Coding region: 1-3426 (1141 amino acids)
Molecular function (GO): protein binding
Source: RefSeq, a predicted model, not a curated record
AUGUCUGAAUUGGACAGUUUUGAAACUGGAAAGGAGGAACUAAAGGAAAGAAUCAAAGGAUUAACAAGUACAUUAACGCCAUUCUUUCAGGUUAUUGUCAAUAGUGACAUGACAAGCUUACGAAAAUUCGUGGAACAAGACAAGCAUGAUGUUAAUUCAACUGCAAAUAUUGACAUUGGUUUUACUUCUCGUGUGAAUGCUUUGCUAGUAGCAUUACUGGUAGAUAAUAAGGAAGCUUUUCAGUUCCUCUUACAAAAAGGAUGCAGAUGGGAAGAGAGAACGAGCCCACCUUUCAAGUAUAAUGUUCUUCAAAUGACUUGUUUGCUCGUUGAGCCUGCAUUCCUAGAUUUACUUUUGAAAAGAUUAUAUGAAGAGUAUAUCAGAGAUCCAUCUCAAGCUACUAAUCUCAAGAAUCUUUUCAUGUCCAAUGAGGAAAAAAGUGGAUCUCCUUUUGUUAUUUCACUAUCAAGGAAUUCUGUAGAAUCAUUGGAAAUUAUCUUGAAUUCAUUUCUUUUCACUGGGAAAAUCAUUACUAAGGAAGAAAUUUCAAAGGUUAAAAUCAAGGGACAAGGUUUUCUUCAUAUGAUUGCAGAAACAGGAGCAGUGGAUUCUUUGAGAUUUCUUAUUGAUAACAAUUUUAUGGAAUAUUUGGAUGUAAAUGAGAAAAAUUCUUAUGGGAGCACUUCUCUACACUUGGCAGCAAGUGGUAACUCACCUAUUACCAAAGAUAUGGGAGGUUUUAGUAUGAUUGGAAAACCAUCCUGUGAUCAUUCUGUUUGUGAGAACUGUAUUCAUUCCCAAGUAAUAGAUAUUCUUGUAACAGAAUUAGGAGCAGACCAGUUUUUAUUAGAUGAAUCAAAACUUACACCGUUAUCAGUAAGUGUAUCACAUAGCCACUUUCAAGCCACACAGACAUUAAUUGAAGUUGGAGCGUUAUCCAAGAACCAGUACCUUCAUGAAGAGCUAUUUACUUUGUCUGCAUUGGCGUGCUCUAAAGGAAAUACCAAUUGUUUACAAAUUCUUUUGGACAAUCAAGUAAUUCCAUCUUCUGAUUCUUUGAAUAUGGCAAUAUUUGAGGGUCAUGCAACAUGUGUGAAAAUAUUACUUGAAAGUCAAGCUGUCCCAGAUAUUAACAUACCAUGGUUAAUUGAAAAAAAGGUUACAAAGCUAACACCUCUGGUACAGGCUUGUCUGCAGGGAAAUUUGGAUAUAGUUCGCUUGAUUUUGGGAUAUAGAAAGCAAAAAAUUAAUGUAAACCAAGUCCCAAAUGGUGUGAAAUAUUUACCAUUGCACGCAGCUUGUAUGAGUAAUCGACCAAAAUUGGUUUUAUAUUUAUUGAGUGUUGGAGCCAAUCCUAUGUUAAUAGACAGUUUAGGAAAUUCUAUUAUGAUAUAUGUUGCAUCUCAUGGAAACGAAGAACUGGUAAAUGCAAUUUUCAGCCAUUUUGAAAAGACAAGUAAAGAUAUGAAAGAUAAAAUUAAGAUUGCUCAAUUACUAAUGACGCAAAAAACUAAAGAAGGAUGUAACUGUAUUGAGAUUGCUGCAAAUACUGGUAAUAUUAGUUCGUUCAAUGCUUUAGAAAAAGCAGUCAGAGGGUACGGAAUAGUACUUGACAAUGUUGAGAAUAUUAGAAAAUCUGUAGAACAGGCUUCCAAAAAAAUAGAAAAGAAAAAGAACAAAACAACAAGCACAGAACCUAAUAUAAUGUUUCAGCCUUACAACCUUCCAUCUAAUACUGUAGGCGAUGAAAAUCUGUCUCAGUUAAAUCAACACAUUCCAACUUCAACAACAUUUAACAAGCUCUCUGAUGGCAUGUUUUCUAAAGAAAUGAAGAUAUUAUUGGAAAGGGCUAUUUCUGCAAUUAACAGCGGAAAAUCUUGCAAAGAUGAUACAUUGGGAGAAUUGUUACUCGACUCGGAAGGUAUGAAGAGGUUGUGUAAAAUGAAUUUUGAUCUGGAGUGGUGCAGGUUAAUCAAACAUGCUGAUGAUAUUAGUGAUGAAGAUCUUAUCUACCUCAAUAUUUUCUAUUCUAACAUGUUCAUGUUUAUGAGCCAAGAUAACAAAUCAAAACUGAAUCAAGAAAAAUGUUUUGAUAAAUUCUUCUCCAAGAUAAUGUUUGGUAAAGACAGAUUCAAAAAGAAAAGCUUACUUGCACUAACAACCCAAUCCAUCAGAAACUGGUAUGGUGGAUCAUCAUACGUAGAGGUACUUCUUAAGCUUGAAGGAGGAUUAAUUGGACACUUGAUUAAUAACUCAAUUUUCUUACUUAUACAAGAAGAUGUGAAAAUCCAACAACUUGGUGCCCCUCUAUUCAAAGAUGUUUGUCUACUAUUUGCUAAUCAAAAUGAGAUGAGGUAUCACGUUCACUACAUGCUUAAUAAUGCAAAUGGUAUGGAACAUGUUAUUUCUCUAUUGAAAAAAAAUCUCAAGUCCGGAUUCAAACUUGUAGAUCCUGAAAUUACUAGAUUACUAAUGGAUAUUGUACAAUAUUAUUCAUGGGAUUUCCCUCAAGAAGUUUACAAUUUGGAAGGAAUUCAAAUGGCUUUGGAAUAUCUUGAUAAUAUGGAAUUCCUUGUGUGGGAAACAAAUGAAAACUCUUUGGCUGUCAUUUUCGGAAUACUUCAAAAUGUGCCACCCGAAAUGAGGCAACAAAUUGAAAAACAAUUUAAGAUUAUGGAGAGAACGUAUGGCUACUUAAAAAAUUAUCAAAAGUACAACACUCAAUUCGUAAAUUAUUCCAUUCGUGCUCUUAGUUUUGUAAUUAAUUAUGGCACAAUGUCAGACAGUGAGAAGGAGAAUUUUCUUAAAACACUAAUCAAAGCUGUGCAGCACCACAUUCCUCCAAAAACCAACAACUUGAGUGAUGAGCAGGUAUCUUUAUUUAGACAUAGCACCCAAUCCUUCUCAAUUCUAUCUAGUGAAAGCAGAGAAUUAGCAAACAUGCUUCUCAAGAAUACUGAACGAGGAUUGUUGUACUUUGUAAAAAUGUGCUUGAUUGGUCCAGAGAGACUUAAAGCAAAUCUUGUAUCCACAAUUGGUGUACUUUGUUACAAAUCAGAUAUUAUGGAAGAUUUUAGAAUCACGAAUGAUCCUCUAUUUUUGGGAUUAUUAGAUUGGGCAAUGAAAGAAUCUAUGGGAACAAACCCAUUCCUUCAAAAUGGUUGUUUAAACCUGCUUACUGCAAUGCAUUUAUCCACUCAAAAGGAUUCAAAGAUUACCUUUAAAGUAGGCACAACGGACCUUCAGGCCGAAGAUUACACACCUUUCAAUCCUGCCAAAACAAGUCAACCUUCAAGAUGUUGUUUUUGUGCAAGAAAUGGAGUGAAGAGUAGAUGUGGUGAAUGUAAAAAAGUGUACUACUGCUCACGAGAAUGUCAAUUAUCAGAUUGGAUAUUCCAUCAAUGUAUUUGUAAAAACAAGAAGUAG